ACACACACACACACACACACUGUGACUGAACGGGUUCCUGUUGAUCUCACAGAGCUCAUGGCUGUCUCUGGCUGCAGCAAACACAGACGUACACAGCAGUCCAACAAGAACCUUACUGGGUACAGGAUUCUAACUUUGAAUUAAUUAUCUUUUUUWUAUAUUUACCUUGUCCAAAAGCUUUGUUCAGACUGUGUAGCACAGAGGUGGGAUGAAGACUUUGGAACACAUAAUUGUCUUUCUGCUGAUUUUGGCCACUUCAGCUUACAGCACACAGAAAGCACCUCGCAUCAUCACCUUAUUAGAAACAGUGGAUGUCCUACUGGAUCACAAUGCAACUUUCAUCUGUGAGGUUGAGUCACAACCGUCAGCCGAUAUCAUCUGGACCAAAAAUAACCACCCAAUCAUGUACUAUGACACUCGGUAUCUUACCAGAGAGCAGGGCCAGAUGCUGAUUAUCCCUCAAGUGAAAGAGACAGAUAAUGGAGAGUACUGCUGUAUCGCCAGUAACGGUGUUGGAGAGCCUGCAAAGAGUUGUGGAGCUCUUCAGCUGAAGAUGAAACCUCAGAUCAAGCGGCAUCCGACAAACGUUACCCUUCUGGUAGAGUCUAAGGCCGUGCUGCCGUGCGUUACCCUCGGCUACCCCAAACCAGACAUCACCUGGCUCAAAGAUGAUGAGCUUAUCAAGGUCAACGAUCGUGUUACCAUUCUUGACUAYGGGGCGUUGAAAAUCCACAACAUACAGAAAGAAGAUGCAGGGCAGUACCGCUGCGUGGCCAGGAACAGCUUCGGUUUAGCCUUUUCAAAGCCCGUCAUCAUUGAGAUACAGGCUCCAGCACGAAUCCUUCGGGUUCCGAAAGAGAAGAGAGCAGAGUAUGGCAGUCAGAUCUCCUUGGACUGUAAUGCCACAGGAAAUCCAAUCCCCACCAUCACCUGGCUGGAAAAUGGGAACACCAUCUCAGGUGCUUCAGUGGAUGAGACUAUAGUGGGAGAAGUAAUCCUGUCUGUUCUCAAAGUGACAGUGAAGAAACCAGUGUUGUAUACAUGCGUGGCCUCAAAUAAACACAGCGCUGGAGCCAACACUGUCAAAGCAAGCGCAAGAGUUACAGUUGCAGAGUGGAGACUCUACAAAGGCGUGACAGGUUAUUGCAGUGCUUAUCGAGGAGAUGUUUGCCGCACGAUCCUGCGAGAUGAUACUCUCGUUUUCUUCAACGCCUCUCUCUCGGACCCCGAGAACAUGCAAGAGUAUCUGGUUCAGAGCUGGUGGGUGGAGCUGGAAAGGCUCAGCGGGUUGUGUAGCCCUGCUGCGCGCUCUCUGCUGUGCCACUCAUCCUUCCCUGACUGCAAUCCGUCGGGUUUAGGACCUGCCCCCAAACCAGUCUGCAGAGAACACUGCCUGGCAGUGAAGGAGCUGUACUGCCAUAAGGAGUGGCUGGUACUGGAGGGUACCGGGUCAGUUCAGGCUGGACUCUUAAAUCCCAUCACUGGAUUCCACACUUCCAAUUCACUGCUGCCCAACUGUCAGACCCUACCCAGUGUUCACACAGACACUAAUGCUUGUACAUACAUUCCUUUUGUAGAGUUAAAAAAGGAUCAGAUAACAACAUCGUGUUACAAUGAUCGCGGUCGAUUCUAUCAAGGCAGUGUGAAUGUGACGAGGUCUGGGAUCCCUUGUCAACACUGGUMUCAGCAGGUACCCCACCAGCAUCGCCUCUCUGUGGACGUCAUUCCAGAGUUGAUGGACUCAGAGAACCACUGCAGGAACCCCGGAGGAAUCAGUGAGAAGCCAUGGUGUUACACCACAGAUCUGAACAUUCGCUGGGAGUAYUGUGCUGUGCCUCAGUGUGGGAAAGCGAGCUUGACAUCAGUGUUGACACCAGCGUUGACAGUCCUACAUCCGAAUCCUCGUCAGCCUCCAACAACCACUGURUCGUCACCUGCCUACUCAAUGUCCGUCAUCAUUGUUGUCCUGACCKCAAUGGCAACUGCAGUCUUCCUCACAAUAAGCAUUCUUUGUUGCAUCAAACGGCGGAAGCAGUGGAGAAACAGGAAAAGAAGAGCGAUGAGGACACCAACGCUGAGUGCUCUUCCGUCAGAGCUCCUGCUGGAUCGACUCCACCCAAACCCCAUGUACCAGAGAGUCCCCCUGCUGCUGAACUCAAAGCUACUGGCUCUGGAGUACCCCCGGAAUAAUAUUCAGUACGUCAGAGAUAUUGGUGAAGGAGCUUUUGGAAGGGUUUUCCAAGCCAGAGCUCCRGGCCUGCUGUCCACAGAAUCGUUCACCAUGGUGGCCGUGAAGAUGCUGAAGGAGGAAGCAUCGGCUGAUAUGCAGAAUGACUUUCAGAGAGAGGCGGCGCUCAUGGCUGAAUUUGACCAUCCAAACAUCGUUCGACUCCUUGGUGUGUGUGCUGUGGGGAAGCCCAUGUGUCUGUUGUUUGAGUACAUGGCCCAGGGCGAUCUCAACGAAUUCCUGCGUCGCCAAUCCCCCACCCAGUCAUUGCGCCCCAUCAGCCGCGUGAGCAUCUCGGUUCGAAGCUUCUCCUCGGACUCGGAAACGGCAUCCCUGUCCUGUGCUGAACAGCUUUCCAUUUCCAAGCAGAUCGCUGCAGGGAUGGCUUACCUUUCGGAGCGUAAGUUUGUUCAUCGCGACCUGGCAACCCGUAACUGUCUGGUUGGAGAGGAAAUGGUUGUGAAGAUUGCAGAUUUUGGCCUCUCUAGAAAUAUCUACUCAGCUGAUUACUACAAAGCCAAUGAAAACGAUGCCAUCCCCAUUCGCUGGAUGCCUCCAGAGUCCAUCUUCUACAAUCGCUACACCACAGAAUCGGAUGUGUGGGCUUACGGUGUGGUCUUAUGGGAGAUUUUCUCACACGGCAUGCAGCCAUAUUAUGGAAUGGGUCACGAGGAGGUUAUUUACUAUGUGAGGAAUGGACAAAUUCUUUCUUGUCCUGAGAACUGUCCUCUGGAGCUGUACAACCUGAUGAGACUUUGCUGGAGCACACUCCCAUCAGAUAGACCAAGCUUCAGCAGUAUACAUCGAAUAUUGGAGCGGAUGCAUCAGAACAGCCUGAACACAAACACAGAUACUGAGGCUGACUGCUAACUUUCACUCUGUUUGUUGUGCAGAAAAAAGUAGUAAAAAAUGAAUGACUGUACAAAAGCACAUUUUAAAUAGAAUCAUUUUUUUUAGUCUACGGCAGGGG
Austrofundulus limnaeus is the source of this 3197-nucleotide messenger RNA. RefSeq names its product muscle, skeletal, receptor tyrosine kinase (gene musk). The transcript has 17 exons. The record is from RefSeq and is a predicted model, not a curated record. NCBI's taxonomy places the organism in Eukaryota, Metazoa, Chordata, Actinopteri, Cyprinodontiformes, Rivulidae. Bases 209 to 3097 code for a protein of 962 amino acids. Gene Ontology annotation, biological process: cell surface receptor protein tyrosine kinase signaling pathway; protein phosphorylation; positive regulation of kinase activity. Gene Ontology annotation, molecular function: ATP binding; Wnt-protein binding; transmembrane receptor protein tyrosine kinase activity. Gene Ontology annotation, cellular component: plasma membrane; signaling receptor complex.